UAAAUUCAUUCAUAAUAAUAUAUUUUCAUGUCUGUUUCUUCUUCUUCAUCUUCUCAAAAUCAUCAUUUCCUUCUCAUUCUCUCUUUCAUUUUUCACAUCAACAAAACAAACAACAACAAAAACAAUUCCGUUGUAAUGGGUCUUUUGCUUUCAAGGACUUUGGCUUCCAAAUGCUUUUACCCUUUGCUUUUAUCUAAGAAUGUUCAUAAUGAUUUCUUUCCUCAACAAUUGGAGAACAUGAUUAGUUUGGUGUCUCCUAGGACGGGAAGACAUUUGCAGAGAUAUGAGAAAGGGUGUCGCCAAGUUGUGGGAUGCAUACCUUAUAGAUACAAAAGCAAUGGAACCCAAGAAAAUGAAAUAGAAGUUCUUUUGAUUAGUGCUCAAAAGGGUAGUGGAAUGCAAUUCCCAAAGGGAGGUUGGGAAAGUGAUGAAUCCAUGGAACAAGCUGCUUUGAGAGAAACCAUAGAAGAAGCUGGUGUUAUUGGAUGUGUUGAAAGUAACUUGGGUAAAUGGUGUUAUAAGAGCAAACGCCAACCCAUUAUGCAUGAAGGAUACAUGUUUCCUAUGCUUGUUAGCAAGGAGUUGGAUAAUUGGCCAGAAAUGAACUUAAGAAAAAGAAAAUGGUUGACUGUGGAUGAAGCAAAAGAAAUAUGCCCAUAUGCAUGGAUGAAGGAAGCUUUAGAUGAAUUGGUUAGUAGACAAACAACAAUCAAUUCAAUCUAAGUUUUUAGGUUAUAAAAUUAUAGGCAUUCUCUUCCCUCUUGCUUUUGGAAUCUACAAAGUGGUAGAACGGAAGCACUCAAAAGACAUUAGAACAUAGAAAAUGAAACCAAAAAUCAAGGAUUGGGAAAUUGUGCAACAAGAAUUUGUCAAUUUGUUGUUCCUUUGGAUUUGUUCAAUGUCUUCAAAUUUGCAUGUGAGUUGGCAAGAUCAGCAGCAAGUUAUGAAUACUUAGAGUGUAGUUGAGUCUAACUAUAGAGAUCUUUGUAGAUGUACAAAAGUCAAUUCAUUCAUUAUUUCAUUCAAUUCAUUCUUUGGCAAUGUAUCUAAUAAGCUAUAUAAGCUAUGUGUAAUAUUACACUCUUCUUCUAA
Molecule: messenger RNA, 1092 nt
Organism: Vicia villosa (hairy vetch)
Lineage: Eukaryota; Viridiplantae; Streptophyta; Magnoliopsida; Fabales; Fabaceae
Product: nudix hydrolase 18, mitochondrial-like
Exons: 5
Coding region: 28-723 (231 amino acids)
Cellular component (GO): nucleus; cytoplasm
Molecular function (GO): pyrophosphatase activity
Source: RefSeq, a predicted model, not a curated record